AUGCACAUCUCAACCUUGGCCUUGGUCAUUGGCACUGCUGCUCUGGCCGCCGCAAACCGAAGACCACCUCCCCGGUGUGGUACCUGCAACCCUGUCUCGGGCCAGAACCACUGUGAUGUGACCACCUCGUGCAUCAACACCGGCACGGCCUUCCACUGUGCCUGUCGUGCUGGAUAUAAGGCCUCGCAGAAUAACAACGAUGUCAAUCAACAGUUCCGCUUGCCGAUGCCGAACUAUGAAUUCCUCGUGUUCGUUCCUGAGAAUACGGCUUGCAAUACUCUUUGUAAUAAUCCCUUUGGUAUGCCAUCGGACCUGUGUAAUGAGGUUAAGCUUUACAACCAGUGCCCUGCUUAA
Messenger RNA from Penicillium nucicola, 354 nucleotides. Its product is annotated as putative adhesin. Bases 1 to 354 code for a protein of 117 amino acids. The record is from RefSeq and is a predicted model, not a curated record. NCBI's taxonomy places the organism in Eukaryota, Fungi, Ascomycota, Eurotiomycetes, Eurotiales, Aspergillaceae. The transcript has a single exon.